AAGCACGGAUUCAACUUCAUCUGGAUCGACACAUGUUGCAUAGACAAGAGUAGCAGCACGGAGCUUUCUAAAGCCAUCAGCUCCAUGUAUCAAUGGUACAAAGAUGCGCAAGUCUGUUAUGCGUUUCUCGCUGGUGUCGGGUCAGAGGCUGAGGAGGACCCAUCUGAAGAGACGUCGACUUUUCAGGGAAGCCGGUGGUUUACGCGGGGCUGGACAUUGCAAGAGCUGAUUGCCCCCCGUCAAAUUGAGUUCUACGGAUAUGACUGGAGUCACCUAGGAGAUAAAUCACCUGGUUCGGGAUUUAUGGAUCUUGUUGCCAAUGUUACACACGUUCAAGUCACUUCACGCAUGCGUUGGGCCGCAGGUCGACAGACUACGCGAGUUGAGGAUAUCGCCUACUGCCUGCUCGGGCUUUUCGACGUGAACAUGACACCCCAGUAUGGAGAGGGAAAGAAAGCCUUUAUUCGUCUCCAGAAAGAGAUUCUCAGUCAAGAUGACGACCAAGCACUAUUCGCCUGGCACGUCAACAAGAAUGACGUUGGCUCGCCUGAGACUCUUUUCGGCCUUCUGGCCGAUUGUCCGGAUAGAUUCCUUGAAAUUGGAAGCACCGAACUUGUCACACCAAAAUCUAUAGGAGGUCAACCAGUCACCGUCACACCCAGAGCUAUCAACAUUGAGUUGUUUCUCAUUCCGUGCCACGACAAGGGGCGUGCAGAUUUCCUCGCCAUUCUCGAUUGCGAAAUUACCAAGACUGAAUCACGUCAAGCACCUGCGGUAUAUUUGAAGCGACAUUGGGGCACCGGAGAUCAAUAUUCCAAGGUUCUUCCCUCAGAGCAUGUUUAUGUCCGAAGACAAAACUCGCUUGAGGGAGGCGCCUCAUGGCAGCGGAUUUUCGUAAAGGCGGAACCAAGAUCAAAAGCCGCUAUUCUGAGAAUAGUACCCUCCAAGGACAACUCGGGACUCAGAAGCCAUGAUGAGGGGACCGCCUGCGAAUGGGAGGUGAUAGAAGCAAAACCUGCAAUCUGCUGGGGUGAGCAAGCUGGGACAUUUGAAGUGGAGACCUGCAAAGUUCGUUUCGGGGAACCAAUUGGUUUUUUCAAAAUCAACAUCAUCUUGAAAGAAGGCCUUGUUUUCGUCGAGGUGGCAGUUAGCUUGAAGUUCAAUAGUGAACGCUCAUGUCGAAGCCGGUGCCAAGUAAUCUCUGUGUCCCAGCAUUUUCUGGACCUGCAAGACGGCAAGCACCACGGCUUUAUACAGCUUUCAGCGAAUAUGAGAGACUACCACAGCAGCGAGUUUAACAAUGCGUUGUCGCAUGAUCGUGUGGGAGACAAAAUACCAGUGUUCAUACAACUGACGGAGCAUCACCAUGGUCAAAGUGAGACUGUUUCACUUCAUGUACUCUGUCGAUAA
Podospora anserina S mat+ is the source of this 1410-nucleotide messenger RNA. RefSeq lists its product as uncharacterized. Lineage: Eukaryota; Fungi; Ascomycota; Sordariomycetes; Sordariales; Podosporaceae. The annotation marks the transcript as partial. The record is from RefSeq and is a predicted model, not a curated record. The transcript has 2 exons.